Molecule: messenger RNA, 2145 nt
Organism: Rubroshorea leprosula
Lineage: Eukaryota; Viridiplantae; Streptophyta; Magnoliopsida; Malvales; Dipterocarpaceae
Source: the annotation of a GenBank genome assembly
CUCUUCUUGCUUUUUAUUAGCCUCUCCUGACAUUCUAUGGCGGCGGUUGCCUCAUUCGCUCCUUCCAUCUGCUCAAAGCCAUCAUCCAGCCUUCGAAAGUCUGCUAAAACUCUAGGUGGCCUUAGUUUGGCCUUCUCGUCCAACCAAUCGUUGAUGUCGUUCAAAGCUACCAAGAUCAGUACCGGAAAUGUUCAUGGUGGUGGCUCAGCUCUCGCCGCUAGCAUGGUGUCGGUACCUGCAGUGGAGUCUCUGACUUCUCUCGAUUUCGAGACCUCUGUCUUCAGGAAGGAGAAGAUCUCCCUCGCUGGACACGACGAGUACAUUGUUAGAGGAGGGAGGGAUUUGUUCAAGCUGCUGCCGGAUGCUUUCAAGGGGAUUAAGCAGAUUGGGGUUAUCGGUUGGGGUUCUCAGGGACCUGCUCAAGCUCAGAAUUUAAGGGAUUCCCUUGUUGAAGCAAAAUCUGAUAUUGUGGUUAAGAUUGGACUUAGGAAGGGCUCUCGUUCAUUUUCUGAAGCUCGUGCUGCUGGUUUUACUGAAGAGAAUGGGACUUUGGGUGAUAUAUGGGAAACUGUUUCUGGCAGCGAUCUUGUGUUGCUAUUGAUUUCUGAUGCUGCACAGGCAGACAAUUAUGAGAAGGUGUUCUCUCACAUGAAACCAAACAGCAUACUUGGGCUUUCCCAUGGCUUUCUUCUUGGCCAUUUGCAGUCAAUGGGGCUUGAUUUUCCAAAGAACAUCAGUGUAAUUGCUGUAUGCCCCAAAGGUAUGGGACCAUCCGUGAGGAGGCUUUAUGUCCAAGGCAAAGAGAUAAAUGGUGCUGGAAUUAAUUCGAGUUUUGCAGUCCACCAGGAUAUUGACGGUAGAGCCACUGAUGUUGCAUUGGGGUGGUCAGUUGCCCUUGGUUCUCCUUUCACAUUUGCUACAACAUUAGAGCAGGAGUACAAGAGUGACAUCUUUGGGGAGCGAGGCAUUUUACUUGGUGCUGUUCACGGAAUUGUGGAGUCCCUUUUUAGAAGGUACACUGAAAAUGGAAUGAGUGAGGAUUUGGCUUACAAGAAUACUGUGGAAUGCAUAACAGGAAUUAUUUCAAAGACCAUUUCAACACAGGGCAUGUUGGCUGUGUACAAUGCAUUGUCUGAAGAGGGCAAAAAGGAAUUUGAGACUGCAUAUAGUGCCUCAUAUUAUCCAUGCAUGGAUAUUUUGUAUGAGUGUUAUGAAGAUGUAGCCACUGGGAGUGAAAUCUGCAGUGUCGUCUUGGCUGGGCGGCGCUUUUAUGAAAAGGAUGGUCUCCCAGCUUUCCCAAUGGGGAAAAUUGAUCAGACACGCAUGUGGAAAGUUGGGGAGCAGGUCCGGAAGUCACGACCAGCCGGUGAUUUAGGGCCAUUAUAUCCAUUUACAGCUGGUGUCUAUGUGGCAUUGAUGAUGGCCCAGAUUGAGAUCCUUAGGAAAAAGGGGCAUUCCUAUUCUGAGAUCAUCAAUGAAAGUGUGAUAGAAUCUGUGGAUUCUUUAAAUCCAUUCAUGCAUGCCCGAGGAGUUUCUUUUAUGGUUGACAACUGCUCUACAACAGCACGGUUGGGAUCAAGAAAGUGGGCACCUCGAUUUGAUUACAUCCUUACACAACAGGCCUUGGUAGCAGUGGAUAUUGGUACUCCAAUCAACCGAGAUCUGAUUAGUAACUUCCUUUCAGAUCCAGUGCAUGGAGCCAUUGAAGUCUGUGCUCAGUUAAGGCCUACUGUCGACAUUUCUGUGACGGCUGAUGCUGAUUUUGUGCGACCUGAGUUGCGUCAAUCUAGCACUUAAGCUCUAUAAGGUUGUUUAACCAUGCGGCAGCCCACAAAAAUCCUAUCUAUAAGGUUGUUUUAGGGAGAGACACUUCUGCUUGAAUGAAUGAGUAAUGUAUUGUCAUCUUUAGUGUACUUUGCCUUGACUUGCUAGUUUGUAAUUGGAGGAUCGAAACUUUAUGUAUUGCUUUAGAACUUGGAUCUGAACAACCAUUGGCUUUGGCCUUUCCGUAGCUGUAAUCGUCUGUGAGAAGCACUUUUAAAAAGCCCUAGGUUUUGGUUCAGAGGAUAGUGGAUGCUUUCUUUGCUUCUUUAUGGAUGAAUCAUAAAUCAUGCUCUUUGACUGCAAUAAGUCCAUUACAUUCUG